AUGGUCGCCGAAGGCCAAUUCGGGGCAUUUUACGAAUAUGACUACAAGGGGACAUCGUACUGGUACAAGUUGGAGGCAAGCCUCGGCCCCAAAUACAAGCAACCGCUCGCCUGCGAGAGCGGCGUCUACCAGCUGGUGGAGAAGAAUUCCAAGAGCCCAGACAAAAAGUAAGUUGGAAUCAGACCAAAACCUUUUUUUUUCAGCUUCAUCUACAUUGGCGGCAUGCUGAGCUGCUGCCACUUCUCUGAGGGCGUCUACUGCAUGCGGGUCGAAAAUUAUGGCCCAAGCGUUCGCGAGAUGCGCCAAGGACAACUCAUGGCUCCGUUCGAGGCGCAAAAACUCUUCUUCCAGUUGCUUUACUGCACCAAAGCGCUGAUCAAGUACGGGAUUUGCCAUCGGUACAUCAAGGAGAGCGCAUUCUACGUCAAGAAAGACCGGGAUACGUAUCGGGUGAGUGCAUGUUGAGUUUGUAUUUUCCCUAAAACCUAGCCAAGGAUUUUAAACAGUUUUAAAGGGUAGUAAAACAGCAUAUAGGUCAAAAAGGUUUAAUUUAAUAUCUAUCCAUCAAUUCUGCAAAGCAUUUUUGCUUUAUUUUUCUGGUUUAGUAAUAAAUUUUUUUUACCAUAUAUUUUUUUUAUCACCGGGCCCGGCCGCCCAUUUAUUUGACACAAAUGGGGCAAUUUUCAUGGCUUCAAUAUCGAUUUCUUGAUAUAAAAAUAUGAUAGAGAUUUUACAACACUAUGUUCCUUGGCGCAAAUUUUAUUUUCUUGCAGUUUGUCAUUACUGACCUCGGAUAUGCAAUCAGAAUCGGCUCGGAACGCUCGGCGCACGUCAAGAAAUUGCGGGCAUUGCAAAGGUUCUCACAGCGAAAAAAAAAUCAUAAAACCUGUCAUCCAAAUUGCACAUAACAACAACUUUUAACCUAAUUUUUUUUAUGGGAACUCUAGGGAGUACUACUAGUCGUAUACAACUGUUUUUUAUACCGCUGGUACAUUCUAAAUGGGUGUCAUCGUGACGCAUUUUCUGAACAUGGUUCGAGCUAGGCUAAAAAUAGUGCAAAUUUCAAGGCCAAAUAUCAAAAAAACUGUCCCAUCAAGCGGGACGGGACCGGUGUAGAUACUCGAAGAACAGUUUAAGGAUUUUUUUGACGUGGAGCCUAUACCUCCUUCCAGUGCUCUCUGAGUCGGUAUCGUCGAUACAAACUUUUAUUUAGACGUUGUAUUCUUCGCCAUGGAAAACUGUCAAAAUACUACGAUUAUGGGUAUAUUUUGGUUCUAUUAGCUUAAGCAGCUCUCGAGCUUUCUAUUGAUAUCAAUAUCUUGUGAUUUACUAUUAAUCUUUAUGUCUAAAUAUUGCAAACCAUUUGGACAAAAACGGAUUUGCACAGGGCAGAAUGCCAAAAAAAAUUCUAGGCUUUUUCAUUGGGCGCCCGUUUUUCUUUUAUUUUUUCUUGACGUGCGGCGCACUGCAGGAUGAGCCAAGUCUUUCUCCUUGGGUGGUCAAGUCUCCCUCUCAAAUUUUUAUUUUUUCAAGAUUAAUAUAAAUGUCUUUAUGUUUUAAUCUACAUAUAUGGACAGGACAAUAACUCAAAAAGUAAGUUAAAUUAUCUCUCUUUCUGACUAUACAAAACUUUUUUCGAUUACAUAUUGUUAUUAUUGUGCAUUUAGGCAUUAUAGAAGGUGCAUAAAUUUAGGUAAAUGCUGUUCGUUCUUGACAUUAGACGAACAACAUUCGAAAGUCUUACCCCAAAAAAGAACUGCCGUCGAGCCUUCUUCGUGCCAAAAUUAUUUCAGCAUGAAAAUGAUCUACAGUUUUUUUGUUGAUUCGAUUUUUGAUAUUACACUAGGUACUUUUGUCAAGUUGCAGGCAAAAUCUAAUGUUUUUGAAGUUUAAACCCGGAAAACUACAAAGCUGAGCCAUUACUAAACCGUCACCAACAUAAAUAUUCUUUCAAACCAGGGUUUGAGAUGUCUUAGGGUGUAAGUGAUCAAUUAAAACCUGGAUCUAAAAAAGUCUCAAAUACCUCUCAUACUGUUUUAAACAUGUUUUAGAUCGACCAGGGACCUUUGAAAUAUGGUUUGCGAAGUAUUAAUACGCAUCUAUGGCCGCGGAUACAUAAAAAUUGUUCCAUACCUAAAAUCUGAAAAAAAAUCAAAAACGACAAUAAAAGGGGGAAAUCACUGUUACGACGUUAAGAAUGUUAAAAGAAAGUUUUAUUGUCCAUUUAGACCUUAUAUGACGUAAAACGUGACCUAAUCUCGCCUUAAACUUACAAAAGUACCUAGUGUAAUAUCAAAAAUCGAAUCAACAAAAAAACUGUAGAUCAUUUUCAUGCUGAAAUAAUUUUGGCACGAAGAAGGCUCGACGGCAGUUCUUUUUUGGGGUAAGACUUUCGAAUGUUGUUCGUCUAAUGUCAAGAACGAACAGCAUUUACCUAAAUUUAUGCACCUUCUAUAAUGCCUAAAUGCGCAAUAAUAACAAUAUGUAAUCGAAAAAAGUUUUGUAUAGUCAGAAAGAGAGAUAAUUUAACUUACUUUUUGAGUUAUUGUCCUGUCCAUAUAUGUAGAUUAAAACAUAAAGACAUUUAUAUUAAUCUUGAAAAAAUAAAAAUUUGAGAGGGAGACUUGACCACCCAAGGAGAAAGACUUGGCUCAUCCUGCAGUGCGGCGUUCUAUCCAAUCCCCGAAACGGCAACCACUCACAUCCACGCGAAGAAGGCGUUGAAGUCGGAGGACACGGAGAGCCUUCUCUACAUGGUAUUGGGCAUGAUGGCUCCUCUGCCUUGGGCGGGAAUGAAAAAAAUUGAGGAAGUCACGAAGGUCAAGUUAGAGUGUACCGACGAGAACGCGAUCCCCGAAGAAUUCUACGACAUCAAGGAGGCUGCGACCUUGUGUCUCAUGAGGGGCCUCUACACGGAUGACCUGGAGAUGGAAAACGUGGCCGCGGGCCUCAUCAGCUAUUACUUCACGGUAUGUGGAAUUUAAUUUUUUUACCUGCGAAUUGGUUUUUAAGCGCAUUUUAUAUUUUGAAAAACUUUCAGAUCGUAUCGUCGGACGAGCUCCAUUCUCCUGUGCGUUUUCCAAAUCGUGAUGCCAAGUUGGUGGGCACGUUCAAGUCGUAUGAUGAAUACUAG
Bursaphelenchus xylophilus (pine wood nematode) is the source of this 3133-nucleotide messenger RNA. Lineage: Eukaryota; Metazoa; Nematoda; Chromadorea; Rhabditida; Aphelenchoididae. The record is from the annotation of a GenBank genome assembly.